GGAGCGCGAGACAGCAGCGGACGGAGAAGACCCGGUAGAGCGCGAGGGAGGGAGAGAGAGAGAGAGAGAGAGAGAGAGAGAGAGAGAGGUCGGGAGUGAACGCGAGGAGGGGAAAACGACGGCCGUCAGGGUCGGACGAUACGAUCCAGCUGACCCCCCCUAAUGAGGACAAGUGCUAUAGACAAUGGAUGGAUGGAAAUGGGAGUUUGCAGAGGCACCAGCUCAGGAGAGGGGGAGGACUGAGUGACUAAGUGACCGGCUGCUUCUGAGGGACUUGGAUUUUCUGCAUUUUUAGUUUUGACUUUAUAAAGUUGCUUUUGUCAUGCCGUCCAACAGUCCUGCAGUCACCGAACUGCCCCAGACACCAGAAAACAAAACUUCCAACGAUGUGCGUGAAGAUGGAGCAGACCAGGACAGUCCAGAGGAGGCGACUCUGGAAAGCCCUCCAAACAAGCGUCGAGUGGGCCGUCCAAGCAGGAAACGCAAACAGUUUCUUCCUGAGAUGGCAACGUCUGACCCCUCUGCCCCCUCAACUCUACCGGAGGAGCUGGAGCCCUCCCCCUCCCCUCGCAAGAAACGUGGGCGUCGGAAACUAGAGCAUAACGACAGGAAUAAGGAUGAAGCAGACGACAGAAGCUGUGACUCCCCUAGAGAGGGUGAGACAGGGAGGUUGCGUAGGAAGCCAGUCCCCAGAGUGACUUUCCAGGCUGGAGAUCCGUACUACAUCAGCAGGAGACAGAAAGAAGAAUGGCUCAGCCGCUGGAAGAUGGAGGCAGAGAGACGGGCUUACAGGGAGGCUGAGAUGUGCAUGAUGGAUGACCUCACAUCAGAGGGUGACUUUCAAAAAGAGGAGGAGCCAGCCAGCCCAGACCCCCCGACAUCCAGUCCUGACCAUUUGCCAUCCCAACAACAAACAGAUCCCGCCUCGCCAACCGUUGCCGUAACACCAGAACCAGUCGCCAGAGGAGAACAGGCAACGCCCAGAGAGAUCGAGUACCAGGAUGACAGGGGCUUUGGCAUCGGCACGUUAGUAUUCGGGAAGCUGCGAGGUUUCUCCUGGUGGCCUGGCAGGAUUGUUUCCUGGUGGAUGAGUGGCCGUAGUCGAGCCGCUGACGGGACGCGCUGGGUCAUGUGGUUUGGAGAUGGCAAAUUCUCCGUGGUUUGUGUUGAGAAACUUAUGCUGCUGAGCUCUUUCUCAUCUGCCUUUCACCAGCCCACUUACAACAAACAGCCCAUGUACCGUAAAGCCAUCUUUGAGGCUCUGCAGGUGGCAAGUAUGCGAGCAGGACGACCCACUCCUUCCUGUGACCCUAGUGAUGAUGCAGAAGGUGUGGAGCCUCAAACCAGACAGAUGAUAGAAUGGGCUAUGACUGGUUUUUUACCCAGCGGCCCACAGUCACUGGACCCUCCUGAGGAGGAGCAGAAUCCAUAUAAAGACGUCUACUCUGAGAUGUGGGCAGAACCAGAAGCAGCAUAUACUCCUCCCCCUGCCAAGAAACCUCGCAAGAACGCCGCGGAAAAAGCCAAGAUCAGAGAGGUGAUCGACGAAGGAACCAGAGAGAGACUUAUACAGGAGAUUAAAAAGAAAACCCGGAACAUAGAAGAUAUUUGUAUCUCCUGUGGAAGCCUCAACGUCUCUCUGGAGCAUCCCCUCUUCAUGGGAGCAAUGUGCGUGGGUUGCAAAAAUUCCUUUCUAGAGUGUGCGUACCAGUAUGACGAUGAUGGCUACCAGUCCUAUUGCACCAUCUGCUGCGGAGGCAGGGAGGUGCUCAUGUGUGGCAACAACAACUGCUGUAGGUGUUUCUGCGUUGAGUGUGUGGAUCUGUUGGUCGGAACCGGCUCAGCAGCGGCAGCCAUCAAAGAAGACCCUUGGAACUGUUACAUGUGUGGACCCCGAAACACCUAUGGAUUACUGCGGCGACGGGACGACUGGCCUUGCCGACUACAGCAUUUUUUUGCCAACAAUCAUGAGCAGGACUUUGAGCCAGCCAAGUUGUAUGCUCCAGUUGCAGCAGAGAAGAGGCAGCCAAUCAGAGUCUUAUCACUGUUUGAUGGCAUCGCUACAGGUCUGUUGGUGCUAAAGGACCUGGGCAUCCAGGUUGAUAAAUAUGUGGCAUCCGAGGUUUGUGAUGACUCCAUCACUGUUGGCAUGGUCAGACACCAGGGACGCAUCAUGUACGUGGGCGAUGUACGCAACGUAACCCAUAAACAUAUCGAAGAGUGGGGACCAUUUGACCUGGUGAUAGGUGGAAGUCCCUGCAAUGACCUCUCCAUAGUAAACCCUGCACGAAAGGGCCUUUACGAGGGAACUGGGCGAUUGUUUUUUGAGUUUUACCGUCUGUUGCACGAGGCUCGUCCAAAAGAGGGUGACGGGCGGCCUUUCUUCUGGCUCUUUGAGAACGUGGUCGCCAUGGGAGUCAGUGACAAACGGGACAUAUCUCGCUUUUUAGAGUGCAACCCUGUGAUGAUCGAUGCCAAGGAAGUUUCUGCUGCCCACCGAGCUCGAUAUUUCUGGGGAAACCUGCCCGGCAUGUCAAGACCCAUGAGCCCCAUGACGAAUGAUAAGCUGGACCUGCAAGAGUGUCUUGAGCAUGGUCGUACUGCCAAGUUUGAGAAGUUGCGUACGAUAACGACUCGCUCCAACUCUGUGAAGCAGGGGAAAGAUGAGCAUUUCCCCGUCUACAUGGACAACAAGGAGGACAUCCUCUGGUGCACUGAGAUGGAAAGGGUGUUUGGUUUCCCGGUCCACUACACCGACGUGUCCAACAUGAGUCGUCUGGCUAGGCAAAGGCUGCUGGGACGUUCAUGGAGUGUUCCCGUCAUCAGGCACCUCUUUGCCCCUCUUAAGGAGUACUUCGCCUGCAACUAGUCACACAACAACUCUCUCUCUCCCUCUCUCUCUCUCCCUCUCUCUCUCUCUCUCUCUCUCUCUCUCUCUCUCACACACUCUCUCUCUCUCUCUCUCAGCAACAGACACGCAAACACACACUCACACAAACAGCACGCACACUUUUUGACAACAGAUAACUGUACAUAAAACACAGCUUGUACAUGAAGGUUGGCUGACGCAGAUGAAACAGAUGACCAGACAGACAUACACAUACACCACACACACUGCUUAGGACUUCAUCCCUUGAUCCCAAAUAACCUACUGGCUAAUCUUGGUCCCCAGGUGCUACCUUGCACACACACACACAAAUACGCACGUGCACACACACCUCCAUACAUACAUACAUACAUACAUACACACACACACACACACACUUGCUAGUGCAGUUUCUGUACUAUAUGUCACACACAAACUUCCUUCCACCUGACCUUAAACUGAUGUCUUCUGCUGUUCUGCAUUAGUUACAGUCCCUAUGAAGAACCAACACAGGACAUCUCUCUCAAUACUCCACCAAAACGUAUUAUUACAAAUGUAAGAUUUUACACACGCAGUGGAGGUGGUGGAGUUGCAUUACUAAUGCAAUGAACAUAAAUAUCGAUACACACAUCCACCCCACACUCCAGCUAAAACCCACGGUGCUUGUCGGGCUGUACAAAUGGUGCCACUUUCACAUGACAUUUUUACUGUUCUUGGUGCUCCCAGAGACUUGUGGUCUCGGUUUGUUUUCAGUUGCUGCAGUUUUGGGUCCCUAACUGAUUUAAACUAAAUACUUCCAAGCAGGCACAGAGAUUAAACCAGCUACAGAGUAUACUCGAGGGCUGAGAGAGAAAGGAAAAAACAACAAUAAUACAAGGUAACUUUCACUAAAUUAACUCCUCUGUUGAAUAAAUCUCAUUGGAUGAGUUAAUCAUCAGUGCAUUGAGCCAAAGUAACCCCAAUUGUAUUUUCAUUUGUACUUGGGUAUCAAGUUACUGUAUGUGUCUUUCAGAGCUAUUCAGAACGGUCAUUUAGGAAUCCCACUGCGGUAGGGGUACAUUUAACUCUUCACUCUCUGGGAAUGGGCCUUUCAAAAUAUACAAAAUGUACUUGCACGAUAGUAUCGAGUGCUCUCAAGUGGCCAGAAAAAAACAUAUGGCUUGUGUAGGACCCUCCAGGGAAUUUAGUAGGAUUUCAUAAAACAAAAAGUGAUGCACUGUAUUUGUAGUUACUUGAAACAUCUUUGUCUUUUCAAAAUUACCAUUAUGUAAACAACACCCCCUCUUUUAUAUACACAAUAUUUAUACACAGUAAUAUACAAUAACCCUCUUAACACUGUGGAAAAUAUAGCGUUUGCAUAGCAAAACAGCAUUUUCAGCACAACAUAUCUGUCAUGUUUAUGUAAUGUGUUGCAGCUACACAUGCCAUUUUUGGCUUUGUGUGUUAGUGGACUACUGAACAACCUGAUUAUUCUCCAACAUGCUUCAACUUAAUAUACGAUAAUUCUUCGCUUCCAAUACAGUAUCCUAGUAAAUAACUGACAGCUAUUGUACUUUAUCUUGUAAUAUUUACUGCCAGUUAGCAUACACUAUACACUUGGUUGAGCUUGUUUUCUUUUAAACAAUCUCAAACGAUUUAUUCAAUAGAUGUUUUUAUUAUUUAGUCAGUUAUAGUAUGAUAGAAUUAUCCCAACAUGAUACAACCCAAAUUUUCCUUCCUCACGUAUUUGCUGCUGUGCAACAAACACGCUAAUAUUCAUAAUUAACACUGUUGUAUCACAUCUGUUACUGUUGUAUCUCAUUAUCACAUCUGUUACUAUUGUAUCUCAUUCAAAUAAUGUGACUGGAAUAAUAAUAGUUCCAAGUGCCUGGCUGCUCUGUACCCCUGGCACCACGUGUGUUCCACAAAGGCGUGAGAUUCAGAUAAGAGGGCCAUGACUCUGAAAAGAUGACAUCGGCUUGUCUGUCAAUAUGUGAGGCUAGGGCUUGCAGCAUCAGUUUUGAUUUGCUGUAGUUUUCAAGUUCACCAGUGUGUGACUUAGUCAUUGGAGCUUCAUUCAGUGAAAUAAUGAAUACAUUUCAUCCUAGGUUAUGUCACGCUCUUUUAGACAUAAUUCUUUGGAUUUUUAUGUGAAAACGUAAUCUCUCCAUCACUGGAUAAUGAAUCGCAAUGGUGACUGCAGUGCAAGAGAUUUCUGUAUAAAACAACUGAAUUUACUUUAUAUUAUAUUACUGUGAAACAGGUGAGAAUAGAUGACAUAUUUUAAUAUUAUGAUAACACCAAUAUCACAAUAAUGUAAUAAUCUUGUACAUUUAAGUUUUUCCACAAACUUAAAAAAAUGACAUUAUCUUAUACAUUCACUUUUCUCAUGUUAAUUGUAUGAUGAAGUGAUGAGAGUACUGAGUACUGAUUUACUGAUAUGUAUUACUUGGAUAUAACAACAUGAUAAUCAUUUGAUUGGAUUUGGAUUUAGAAUCAGAAAUGCGAAUCUGUCGUUUCACAGUUGUACGUUCAUUUAUGUAGAGCUGUCGACACAUGGCUCAUUAAAACAAAGACAUGACGAUCGGAUUCACGCUUAAGAGUUACACGUUCCCAUUUAUUGCUGGACCUUUUCUCUCGACCCAGCUGCAAUUAAUGAAAAUCCACGAUAUAGAGAGAGCAUAUAAUAAAACUUUCUGUGAAAAUAUAUUUUAAGCCUUAAAAUAGCCCUUCCGUGUGCUUCAAAUACAUUUAAACGUAUUAAAACACAGAGGGAGUGUGUUGUUUCCAUAAAAAAACUAUUGGCAUAAGCCACAGAUUUCCAUGAUGUAGGCGAAUUUUAACAGAAAGAUCUGCGUCAUAGCGGGACCACGAUAGGUAUACCUGUAAAGCUGGGUAUUACUGUAUGCUGACAUUUAUUAUCUUUUCAUCAAAACAAAAUUAGAUGCAAUGUUGACAGAACAUCAAGAAAAAUAAUGACAUUCACAUCAUGUGAAAAUAAUAUACUGUAUAGUAUUCAUUAAAUUUAAACUCAACAUCAGACAGCAUCAGUAUGAAUAUCUGACACUGGUGCUUAUUACACCUUGACCGAUUUUGAGAAAUAUCAUGAUACUGUAUCAGUAUAUUUUCCCUUUUUAAAGUGUGAUCAAAAUGGCCCAAUCAGUAAGGUUUAACUCAUCCAGCGAGAGUAUUCAAGCCUGUUAGGAGAAAAACGAUAACAGCCGUCGCACGGUGUCAAAAGGAGAUACUAUGAACUAAUGGACCUUUAAUGGUGGAAAACAACCUCUCUUGUGCCUCGCCCUCUUGUGCUCUGCUGCUGUGUUGUUGGGUGACAAACUAAAAAAAGGUUUGGUUGUAAGCAACCCAUUCUUGCAGCUCAACUCUCUUGCUUUAUUUCAUAGGGAUGCAAAAUGUUCUGUAGUUCUUGAGCAACAACAUCCACUAGAGGGUGAGGCAGACCUCUACUCUGUAGACACUAUGCUGGCUUUGCCUUCCUAUAAGUGGAACAGAUUGCCACGUGUUAGUAUCAGAAAACUUUUUAUUUCACUUCGAAACACUGCAUUGUUAGUGCAUGGUGGUGCAGGCCCUCUUGAAAUUGAACAGAAUACAACAGGGAUCUUAUUUGUUACCUUGCGAAAUCUCUUUCAGUCUGGUGCUUUUGGUCCCAAGUUGGCCACUUUUUCUAUAGAAAACCUUCCAAUCCUCUGACCUUCCUCAGAAACCAGCUAACAACUGGACACAUACAGUCGACACACACGUGCACAAACAAUCAGAAACCGUAAACCAGCAGUUUUGUCUGUUGUUUUUUUUCGCCAUCAUGUUUACUCUCCGUUUAUACAACCAAACUUCAGGUGCUUUUUCAACCAACCUUCAGGUGCUUUUUCACCUCUGCUCUUUAUACAAUGCUCAACAGUGCAGGUUACACACACACAUAAAUACACAGUCGCUGGAAACGCCCACAGUGCGGUGCUGAUGUACUCAAAAUACAUCAACUGUUGAUGCACAGAACAUGCAUAGACACUGUGUUUCUGCAGGACACCUGUCGCCACCAGGCCUUCCAUGGCACUGCUGGGUGUGACAUCAUAACCCUGCGCUGCAUUGGUGCUGUCAAAACACCCCCUAUUCCCCUCAGAUACUGCAUGUCGGUCUGUCAGUGUAAUCUCAUGUUAGAUUAGGGAGUAAUGGUGAUGAUAAAAAUAAUAGUAGUAUUAAUAAUAAUAAUAAUCUGUUAUUUUGUGUGUGUGUGUGUACUGUUCAAGGUCGGUGCUCAGUUCAGUUCAGUCUCAGCCAAGAGGGGAAAGAAGCUUGAGAAAACAUAUUACAGUUAGUUAUAGUGACUUUGUCUUGUCUGGAGAACAGGAGGCGAAAGAUACUCUCAAACAAGAAAUGUGUUCAAACAACACCAACUGCAGUCUUGCAAUUGGGGCAAAUUCUAUUUGCUAUACAGUGGAACCUUACAUUUCAAACUUUGUUCAAAAAUUUGCAGAAAAUCAUCAAACAAAUGUUCUUCUUUUUCUUUGUCUUUUUAUAUGAUGCUACCUCAGAAAGGUACCAGUGAAAGCAAAAACGAGAAAAGUGCUAGUGACAACCUUAAAGCUGAAAAUCUAAUUGCACAUAGUUGUAGCUGAGCGACGAAAGUGGUACAUGCAUUUUUGUCACGUCAACAUUUUGACAGUAAUAAUAAAAAAGGCCCCAUUUUUUGUGUAACCUGAACACCGCACAGACCAACCAGCCCUACAGGAAAGAAAGCUCAGAAUCAGCUUGGACUCUUAUGCAUUUAGCCAUAUAGUCAGUCGUUUAGUAUACACAUCUCUGUUCACACGAUUCAGUACAACAUGGUUAAACAUAGUCCAUCAACAAUAAUAAUUAAAGGGAGAAUACCUCCCAAAGGGCCUGAUUUACUAAGAUCUCAAAUAGUGAGUGCUAAAUUGCAUAUUCACUCUUAAAAAAAUUGCGUGUUCUAUGUGAUUUACUAAGAUUACGAUCUUUUGCUGAAGUCCCAAAUAGUGGGCGCUAAAUUGGGUGAUCACUAAUAGAUUAUGUGCGCUGUUGGCAAGAGGUGUCAAAGUGGUGGAGACUGCUGUAUUUAAAAGAUGAAGUUCGAAGUGAUGGAAUUGGAAGUGUUAGUGGAAAACAAAUAUAAUACUGUAGUGUGUAACACAAAAGAAAUGUAUUGCUCACAUCAUUUUGGGGAAGUCAGCAACCAAAAAAAAAAAAAAGCCAUUUUUUGAGUGAUUUAACUUACCAGGUGUGUGGGAAUUGGAUUCAUCUGCCUCUCCUACAUAACAUUGCAUUUAAAACUUGGAAGAGGCCAGCACCAAUUGUCACCACGUGCUGAAAUGGCCCAGAGACAAGGAAAUGCAGAGCUGACGCAGAGUUUUGUCGUAAGUGAUAUGGAAUGACUUGUCUUGUGACUGACUCCAAGUCUUAGAUGAUUCAGAAGCUCCAAAAUUGCAUUGCUGAAUAGAUGAUAUGUCGCCAUAAUUUUGCUUUCUGGCAUUUCACGUUUAGACGAGUAGAAAAGAUCCAUUCUCCCCGCCACCUCUCUUUUUGCCUGCGCUACGCUGGCACUGCUUUGCAUGCCGGGUUGCAUCUGUCUUUCAGAUGAUGUACUUAAAGAUGUUAAAUAAGACAUCGCAAUGCAUCUCAGGUUCGAUAAAUCACAUUGCGCUUGCUGAACUCAUCAUUUGCAUAUAAUGUUACCAGAACGUGCAAAAUUAACUGUGCGGCAAUUUUGCUUGUUUUUCAGACGCAAUCUUUGGUGCGUCAAGUUAGUAGAUUAGCUUCCACACCUGUUUACGUGAGAAAUCAAAUUUCCGCCCAUUUCUGCAUGCACAAACAUGUAGUAAAUAAUAAUAGCAGUGUGUAGUUGCCAUGCGCAUUCAUCACCAUGUUUGUCGCAUGCCGUAAACCAGUGGUCCCCAACUUUUUUUGCACCACGGACUGGUUUAGAGUAGGCAUUUUUUUUCACGGACCGGCUGUCAAGGUGUGCCAUAUAUAUACAGCAAAAAUAAAUUGACACGACUGGCUUAAAAACGAAUGUUAAAUGCUUGAAAAAUACAACUCAUCAUAAUGCAUAACGGAUAAAAGAAGCUUUCUUUUUCUUUGAGGUCGUAGGCUCUUCUUCUGGCUCCUCAGGUGGCCUUUUUCCUUUGAAAAAGAAGCUCUCCGAUUGUUUGUUUUUUACUCAUUUUGCUAGUUUGCGGACUCAUUUUUAGUAACGUAUCACGUGACCGACCUGCAGUCUAGUGUUGUUUCGUUCCCGAACGUUUCGUUCAAAAGAACGAAUCUUUUCAGUGAACGUAAUGAUGUGAAUCAGUUUAUGAAAUGAUUCGUUCUUUGAGCUUGGCCGCCGGCAUGAGCAAGUCGGCUGGGAGCGGAAACGGAACUGCUGCAGCGUUCUGUGCAGUCUUGAUGUGUCAAUUGCGACGCGCAGCUGUUGGAGCGGAGAGGAUCCGGUAAUCUCCGGUCAUUUUUCACACAUUUGACACAUUGAAAAUGCAGUACAACAGAUAUUAUAUAAAUUGGUCAUUCCUUCUAUGCGGCCCGGUAACAAAUGCCUCACGGUCCGCGGACCACGGGUUGGGGCCCACUGCCGUAAACUAUUAAUAGUGGUUCACUUCUUCUUACAACAAGUUACACCAAUUAUACAGCCGUUAACUUAUUUAUUUAUUUUUUUUUACAAAUGUGUGAAAGUUAAAAAUGAUAAAAUGUUAACAUUUCCUGUAUAAUUAAUAUAGUUUUUAUAACAUACAGUUUGACCCUUUAACAGAUUAUUUACUCUACAUUCACAUUAUUUCCAUCCAUUUUCUGAGCCGCUUCUCCUCACAAGGGUCGCGGACGUGCUGGAGCUUAUCCCAGCUAUCAUUGGGCAGGAGGCGGGGUACACCCUGAACUGGUUGCCAGCCAAAUCGCAGGGCACAAACAGGCACGGGGAGAACAUGCAAACUCCACACAGGCGGGGCCGGUGAUUGAACCCCGGUCGUCAGAACUGUGAGGCAGACGCUCUAACCAGUCGGCCUCCAUGCCGCUCACAUUAUUUCAUUAUUGGAAAAUGUGAUUUGAAAUUUUUGUCUAGGGCCGCAUUGUAGUUAUGAUUUCCCUCAGAGGGCCAGUGAAAUGUUUAAUCACCAAAUCAUAUUAAUACCAUUUCACAACAAAUUGAGGGAUAACUAGUUUUGAAAUCAGAAGACAAGGAUAAUAGUUUGUUCAAGUAUUGUUUAAGUUACUGUAGAAGAAGGGUUUGGUAACAGAAAAAUGCAAUAUCUCAACAUUAUUGUUUAUUAUUAUUUGAGCAAAAAUCACAGAAGUUGACGAGCAUGAUUUGCUUUCGCGGGCCACAUAAAAUGAUGUCUGGCACCUAUGCACUCGAGGGAUGUUUGGACUCAAUGAGCAAAUUAUCUGGCAUAUAAAAAUGCCUUUUUUAUUCCCACUGCUUUAGAGGUUGCAAUCUAGGCCACCGAGCCAGUGCAGUCAUUUGCGAUAUUGUUCAAGUGGCACUGUCGUUAGUCCCAUUUGUAUUUCAGGUAAUUCUUUGCUGUGAUUUCUGACAGAACUACAUUCCAAUCCGUUGCAGCUGUACAUGUAAGUCGUUCUUGUAUGUUAAUUACAAACCACGUUCACACACUAAACUGAAUAUGAUAAUCAGUUCCUAACAUUGACAACACAAUGUUAUACAGGCUGAGAUCAUUUCAUGCCAAUAACCCGUCCCUUUCUCAGAUGCAGCCAUGUUUUUAGCGAGCACAAUUAUCAUCUUCUAACUGCUUUAUGUUAUUAUUGCUGACUUAGUAGGGAGAAUAAUUCAUUUGCUUUGAUCAAAGAGUAAAGCUAGCUAAACAGGCUAGAGACCACUGUCUCAGUUUGAGGUGUGAUGUGAACAUGUUUCUGUUUGAGAGUGCAAGGGGACAAGAGCCAGAGGAAUGCAAGCAUCGUUUUGAUUGACAGCUGUCAAUUGUUAAGAGUUGAGGUUGUCUUAAGACAGUGAAGAUGGUUAGCCUAAUGACAGCUUUUAGGCGGAGUGAUGCGCAGUUUUCAACACUGAUAUCAGACUCGCACAUACACACACAAAAAAAACCACAAAAAAACAAAUUACUGUUGUUCACAUACACACAGAGCAAACACUGCACAUACACGUCUACAAACACAACACUUACACACCCAAUGCUGCAGCGCAUUCAGAUGACACUCAUCUCAAGGACUACAUGAAAGAUGAGCUUUUAGGAAAAGUGGAACUGCUGGUGUUUCAAAAAGGUGCUACAAUUGUUUUCUGAAAAUAAGAAAAAAUAUAUUGCUAGGAGUAUAAAAGUUUGUCUUUACAAUGACUGUAUUUAAGUUUGUUGUAGUAAUGAAGAGGCACUAUUAUUAUUUUACUCUUGUAUGAAUAUGAACUAAUUAAAAGGCAUUUUAACUUUGUACUUGAACAAUGUAAGAAAAGAACCGUGAAUAAAAAAAAGACUGUUUCUUGUGA
Phyllopteryx taeniolatus (common seadragon) is the source of this 11312-nucleotide messenger RNA. RefSeq names its product dihydropyrimidinase-related protein 5-like. The record is from RefSeq and is a predicted model, not a curated record. The coding region runs from base 323 to 2869 and encodes 848 amino acids. NCBI's taxonomy places the organism in Eukaryota, Metazoa, Chordata, Actinopteri, Syngnathiformes, Syngnathidae. Gene Ontology annotation, cellular component: cytoplasm; cytosol; nucleus. Gene Ontology annotation, molecular function: methyltransferase activity; hydrolase activity, acting on carbon-nitrogen (but not peptide) bonds, in cyclic amides. Gene Ontology annotation, biological process: negative regulation of DNA-templated transcription. The transcript has 24 exons.